Messenger RNA from Rotaria socialis, 600 nucleotides. The record is from the annotation of a GenBank genome assembly. Lineage: Eukaryota; Metazoa; Rotifera; Eurotatoria; Philodinida; Philodinidae.
AUGAGUUCGAAUGCAGAAUUUAAUCUUCGAUUUACGAAAAAAAUGAUUGAACGAGAAGCAUCAGCAGCUGAGAAAAAGUAUGAAGCUAGCCGAAAAAAAGCAGUGAGCGCAUUGAAAAAAUCUGGUGAUGUUGAAACAGCUCGUAUCUAUGCUGAAACUGCUAUUCAAAAUCGAACAUCACACAAUCAAUUUCUUAUUAUGGCUUCUCGCAUUGACAGUAUUAUUUCUAAAAUUCAACAAGCUAACGCACAAAGUGUCAUGGUUCAAAAUAUGAAACAAGUCAAUAAACUACUUGAACAUGUAAAUAAAGACAUGAAUAUUUCAGAAAUAGCUAAAGUUAUGGACCAAUUCGAACAAGUUUUCGAAACGUUCGAUGUUAAAGAACAAGUUAUGAGUAAUGCAAUGAAUCAAGCCAUGGCAACAAGCACACCUACUGAUGCUGUGCAAAAUCUUUUACGUCAAAUUGCUGAUGAAAAUAAUUUAGAUAUCGGCGAACAACUUAAUGCAAUUCCAACGGUUCCACAAACUGUUAAAACGCCAGCACAACAAGAAGCUGCAGCGCAGAGUAACCGUUUAGCUGCUAUUCGUCAUGCUACAUAA